AACUCGGCGUCACGGGUGUAGAAAUGAUGAGUGUGUGUCAGACACGUGUGGUGCUGAGGAGUGUGUUAGUGUGUGUACUGGUGUGUGUGUUUGAUCAGACAGUCUGUAAAAGACACACGAUCAACAAGACAGAUCGCCUGAGUGCACCUCCAGGUUUGGAGCUUCAGACAGUAAACUGCACCGCAUUUAGAAUUCAGUGGAAAAUCCCACAAAGACACAACACCAUUACUGGAUAUAGGGUAUUCUAUGCAGAGAUGAGAGACGGUCAUCCUUUCAGUCCCACCAGGACUCUAGACAUUCCUUUGACUACACAAACUCUCCUCACUGGGCAAUUUGCUAGACAGCCAAGUUUAGAUGUGGUGAUUGGAGGACUGAGUGUGGGAGCUCAGUACAGUGUUAGUGUGGCAGCGUAUCAUGAAACAGCACAGGGACGUCCCAGCAUGCUGAGGGGUAUUAGCACCGCCUCCCAGGAUGUGUGUAUGCCCCCCUCGCCUCCCACUCAGCCUGUAGUGGUUGCCUUAUCGGACACUGAACUGGCAUUGUCGUGGCUCCAGGGUGAAAGUCAGGGUAGCUCACCUGUGCUUUAUUUCCUGGUUGCAUACAUCAGGCCAGAAAUGGACUCUGAGUGGACCAUCAUCCAUGAGCCUGUGGAGUCGAAUUCAAUGGUUUUGAAGGGUCUAAUUCCUCAAACGAAGUAUCAGUUCAUCAUCAGAUCUGUAAACCAGCAUGGUGUCAGUUACCCCAGUCCAGUCAACCCCCCCACCCGCACCCUUGCAGGUCCAGGUGAAGUGGGCAGUGGUGAUCAGGAUCUCUACACUGAUGAUGUGGGGUUUGGUGUGGACUCAGAUGAUGAUAUCUUUAUAGAUGAGCUGAUAGAAGAACCUAUGAAGAACCUACACUUUCAACUGCGAUCACCAAGCAGUGCUUCUGCUUACGGAGAUGUCAUUAAAACAAAGACCUUUCACAACAUACCUGUCUUAAAAAACACACCAGAAAACACAACUGUCAUACAAAGCACACCUAAAAAUUCACUUGUCAGAAAAAACACACCUGAAAACACAUCUGAACUUCAGAACAAUGACAUGUCAAUCAAUAUAGUCUGGACAUUAAACACCACUACUGCUGCACCUAGCACAAUCCUCACAGCGCCUCCCACUACCAGCCCCAUGAUCACACCCUGGAAAGGAGUGGAGCCUCGUGUGUAUGAUGUGUCAUGUGAUGAGACAAUCUGCCCCCCCAACAGUUUCUGCAGUAACAACUACGACAGCGGUGGAUCACGAUGUCACUGCAACCUCGGUCUCCAUGGAGACCACUGCUCCGAAGGUGUGUCAAUCCGGUUUCCAAGGUUUUAUGGAUUUUCUCACAUGACAUUUGAACCCCUAAAGAACUCGUACCAGAGCUUCCACAUCACUCUGGAGUUCAAGGCGGACUCUGAGGAUGGUCUGCUCUUGUACUGUGGAGAGAAUGAACUUGGUCGAGGAGAUUUCAUGUCUCUUUCUCUGGUGCGCAGGAAACUUAAUUACAGGUUUAACUGUGGCACAGGGGCAGGGAAGAUCAUCAGUGACAGCUCUGUUGUGAUUGGUCAGUGGCACACAGUCACUCUUUUCCGAGACGGAGUUAAUGGCUGGCUACGACUCGACAAUGACACCCCUGUGUUUGGACACUCACUGGGUCACUACACCAAAAUAACGUUCCGUACUUCUCUGUUUGUGGGCGGGGCUCCUAGUGUUUACUGGCUUGUGAAGACAGUGGGAACAAAUCAGGGCUUUCGAGGAUGUGUUCAGAGCCUGUCAAUCAAUGGCAGAGACACUGAUCUGAGGCCUUGGCCUCAGGGAUAUGCCCUCAGUGGAGCAGACAUUGGUGAGUGCAGUACCCGUGUGUGUGACGAGGUGGUGUGUGAGCACAAUGGAGUGUGUUUCCCGACUCGUGCAGACAACUACACCUGCCUCUGUCCUCUGGGAUACAGAGGAGUUCACUGUGAGGAGAGCUUCGUGCUGUCUCUGCCUCGCUUCAGUGAGAGUGUGCAGUCAUAUGCCAGUGCCCCUUGGCCUCAGCACCCACAGGCAUAUCUUUCCUUCAUGGAGUUCCACAUUACCUUCAAACCUACCAGUCAGGAUGGGACUCUGCUCUACAGUCAUGACGAGUACAGUCGUGACUUCCUGUCCAUUGUUCUGGUGGGUGGUUUUCUGGAGUUCCAUUUCGACUGUGGCUCUGGAGCUGCGAACAUCAGGAGUGAGCAGUCUGUCAGUUUGAACAUGUGGCAUGAUUUAAGAGUGUCUCGUACUGCUAAAAGUGGUAUGCUGCAGGUGGACAAUCAGCGCCCAGUAGAGGGCAGUGCUGAGGGAGCAUUUACUCAGAUUAAAUGCAGUUCCCCUCUCUAUAUCGGUGGGGUUCCUGAUUACGACUCCACAAAAACAGGUGCUGGAGUAAUCAGACCAUUCAGUGGAGACAUUCAGAGGAUCACACUGAAUGACCGUGAGGUUGCUGUGGUGACGGGUCAUGUGGUGGGCGUUAAUGUUAUGAACACGCCCCACCCAUGUGUGGAGAACCCAUGUGCUAAUGGAGGAACCUGCAGAGCCAAACGAGAUGAGUACGAGUGUGACUGUACACUGGGGUAUGAUGGAAAACACUGUCAGAAAGAGUGUGGAAACUACUGCUUUAACUCGGUGACUGAAGCAAUUGAAAUUCCUCAGUUUAUGGGACGCAGUUAUCUGACAUAUGACAGUCAAGAGAUUCUUCAAAGGCUAUCUGGUUCUAGGACGAGUGUGUUCUUGCGCUUUAAGAGCUUCUCUAAGGAUGGACUGUUACUGUGGAUGGGAGAGAACCUGAGCCAAACUCACACUGACUAUCUGUCUAUAGGCCUGCAGGACGGAGCACUCAUCUUCAGUUAUGACCUGGGCAGUGGGGCUGUGUUUGUUGUGGUUAACGGAACCUUCAGUGAUGGAAAAUGGCACAGAGUGAAAGCAGUCAGGGAAGGGCAGAGUGGGAAGCUGACUGUGGAUGAUUAUGGAUCCGAGCUGGGACGAUCACCUGGCAAAAUGAGACAGCUCAACCUGAAUGGAGAACUUUAUAUAGGUGGGAUGAAGGAGAUUGCUCUUCACAGCACUCGUCAGUACCUGGCAGGUUUAGUUGGCUGUGUUUCACACUUCACUCUGUCCAGUGACUAUCAUGUGUCUCUGGUUGAGGACGCGGCCAAUGGCAAGAACAUUAACACCUGCAGCAACUAACUUUGAACACCUGAGGGAGAUUCUCCUUCUGCUCCUGAACUCACAGCAUGGCUGUCUAACACUGAUUAGGAUUCUGAUGAAGCUUAUAGAAGGUUAGAGAAAUAGUAGAAGCACCAGGAUGAAGCUGUUUGUGGAUAGUUGGUGGAGAUGCAGUUCAGCCUUGUGAUGUGUAAAGUGUGUUAAUGUUUCUGGUUGCAUUUCUUUCUCUCUCUCUCUGCAUGAGUUUCUGAUGUCUUUAUUUCCGUUUAUAGAAUUUAUCUAUUGUACAGUUUUUAUUUUCAUGCCUUUGUGUUUAAACACAUCUCACUCUUGCCAUCUAAUAUGUGACUUAUACCCUGUGUUAAGACUUUGUUUUUUUCCACAUUCGGACUCUCUCUUACUCUCUGUAUUAUUUUCUUUCACUUUUUCUUUUCCCUUUUUCCAUUUGAGUGCUGUAUUGGGGCAUCAUUUAUGAUGAAUCUAUAGUAGGCAUAUUACAUAUGAUAAAAAUAUCAACACCUUUUACUGCUUAAUUCAUUUUAUAAAAAUAUAAUAUCAAUAUAUCUUUAAUAGGUAUGUUGUGUUAUCUCUCUUAAUACCAGUAAGAAAUUGCUAGAGCAGUUUAGUGUUAGGUUAGUAGA
Tachysurus vachellii is the source of this 3847-nucleotide messenger RNA. RefSeq names its product pikachurin. The coding region runs from base 24 to 3227 and encodes 1067 amino acids. The record is from RefSeq and is a predicted model, not a curated record. Gene Ontology annotation, molecular function: protein binding; calcium ion binding. The transcript is spliced from 24 exons. NCBI's taxonomy places the organism in Eukaryota, Metazoa, Chordata, Actinopteri, Siluriformes, Bagridae.